UGAAUAUCGUACACAAUUAUUUGUCCUGCAGAUAUAACAAGUUGUAUAAAUAACAAAUUCUUAAUAAUUCGGUAGAAAUGUAUGGAAUUAAAAGUUUUCUUUUUGGUUUAAUGGUCAUGAGUAUGGUUGAUUUUUCAGGAUGCCAAGCGCCUGAUGACGUUUGUGCCGAUGUGCAGAAAAUCAAAGAUGCUUUCAAGAGGUCAAACUGCAAGCUUACUCAAGAAAUCAUUCAAAUUACAAACGCCUCGUGCACAACUGUUAACAAUUUGCUGCAUUGCGUUGCUGAAUCCAUUUAUGGCUACGGAGAGCGAGAACAUAGAGAACCUUGUGUUCUGCACAUGCGCACUGCCAUCCAGGACACAGACUCAAUGUUUCCAGCUUUUCAUUUUACAUGGAGAUCCUGCAGCAAGUUAUGGUGUGAACUCGGAGUCGCAUACACAGAUGCUCAAUCCAAGUGUAUCUUUUGGAGCCUUGGGGGGCCUGCAGCUAUAGGAAUUGGCGGAGUUCUAGCACUUAUAAGCCUUGUUACGUUUGGUCUGCCAGCUCUAGGUUUUACGGCUGCGGGAAUAAUGGCUAAAUCCAUUGCCGCCUCCCUAAUGGCCUGGUGGGGCGGUGCAGUACCUGCAGGAGGCAUCAUCGCCACCCUGCAGUCUAUUGCAGUGUUAGGAAUCGGCUACAAGGCAAUUUUGCUCACGUUGUUUUCAGCAGCUUCUAUUUCAAGAGCUGUGAUGGAUUGUGAUUGCUGUAAUAAAUAGUCAAUUGAUAUAAAAAACUAUUUAAUUAUACUGGUUUUGUGUCUAUACUCUAUAGCAUAAAUGAAGUUUCUUCUCCAAAAUGCGUAUUUAAUCUUAUUCAAACUUUUAAAUUUAAUACAAGAUAAUUAUUGAGUGAUCAACUUAAAGCUGCACUCUCAGACAUUAAACGUUUUGACAUUUUUUUUAUUUUUUGUCUUGGAACGAGCCAAUUUUUCGCGAAACUGCAUGGACAUAAGUAACAUAAGACUGCUGAAAAAAAAUUAGUUCGCAGAUUUUAAUAUCUAAGUUCAAAAAUUAAUGUUUUAUCUUUAACCGGAAAUAACGUUUAUUAUUAUUAUUAAUUUCAUUAUUAUUAUUAUAAUCAACACUACUACUACCACCUCUACCGUGUUGUUUUCUGAAAGGCUUCGUCUCAAUACAUACUUUACAAAAUAUUCAAUAUACAUGUAUGUAAUUUUUUACUUUGUAUUAUCUUGGUCUCCAAAUAAAAUGUACGAACCUCAUAAGGAGCGUUAACAGUGAUAAAAAUGCCCGGCUUACAUGAACGAUGGUCAGAAUGCCUCUUCGACCACGAAACCGCAGUUGAGGCGGAUCUUUUUAAUGUUUUUUGCGGUACGAUAAAUGAGGUUUCAGACUGAUGAACCAACUUGCCAUUUGCCCAAUUGAAUUUGUUUUUGAACCUGUUACGCACUAAGGCCAAAAACUUUAGUUUCUCAGUUCUCACUUAAUUAAAAAAUUGGGAGGGAGCGCCCAAUUUGUUUUAUUUGCCUUUUUCAUUUUUAUUCUAUUUUGAUUUUAACACAAUGAUACAAACAGGGUUUCUCACAAUUUAUUGUAUUCUAAUGACUCAUUUGCAGUAUAAAUAGAGUGUCAAACGUGCAUUUUAACUUGUAAAUGAUUGUUAAUAUUUUAUUUUAGUUAUAUAAUACUGCCUUAAUAAACCACAACUACCAUUAUUCUAAACUCUAAUGUUUUUACACCUUUAGACUAAUUAUUUUAGACCUAUGUUACACAACAUUAUGGUUAAAUCAUAAAUGGUGAAUGUUGACAUAUUAUACUUAACUUUAACGAAUUGUCUGUUCUGUUCUGCACAAGUCUACAAUAAAGAAUGGAAUUCAAAAAUAUUAAUUCAUAUUUCUCUAUCUGUACUAUAUUAUGUGAAAAAUGAAAAAAAGUAAGAAUGCCUUUUCU
Mya arenaria is the source of this 1946-nucleotide messenger RNA. RefSeq lists its product as uncharacterized. The transcript has 4 exons. Gene Ontology annotation, biological process: apoptotic signaling pathway. The record is from RefSeq and is a predicted model, not a curated record. Gene Ontology annotation, cellular component: mitochondrion; membrane. NCBI's taxonomy places the organism in Eukaryota, Metazoa, Mollusca, Bivalvia, Myida, Myidae. Bases 78 to 755 code for a protein of 225 amino acids.